This is a messenger RNA of Felis catus (domestic cat), 2395 nucleotides long. RefSeq names its product keratin 3 (gene KRT3). NCBI's taxonomy places the organism in Eukaryota, Metazoa, Chordata, Mammalia, Carnivora, Felidae. The coding region runs from base 86 to 2029 and encodes 647 amino acids. Gene Ontology annotation, molecular function: structural constituent of skin epidermis. Gene Ontology annotation, biological process: keratinization; intermediate filament organization. The record is from RefSeq and is a predicted model, not a curated record. The transcript is spliced from 9 exons. Gene Ontology annotation, cellular component: keratin filament.
CAGGCCUUCAGUUCCCUUCCCUCUUCCUCUGACUCUCAGUGUCCUGCUUAACUCUGGUACCUUUCCUUCACCAAGCUCCCUCACCAUGAGCAGACAAGUCAGCAAGACAUCUGGCGGCGGCGGCCAGGGCUUCUCGGGUCGCUCUGCCGUGGUCUCAGGAAGCAGCAGGAUGAGCUGUGUGGCCCGCUCGGGGGGAGCCAGCGGAGGGGCCUGCGGGUUCCGGGGUGGGGCGGGUGGCUUUGGCAGUCGCAGCCUCUACAGCCUGGGUGGCAACAAGAGCAUCUCCAUCAGCGUGGCCGGUGGCUCCCGGGCUGGUGGCUUUGGGGGAGGGCGUAGCAGCUGUGGCAGUGGCUUUGGGGGUGGCUAUGGAGGUGGCUUUGGUGGUGGCUUUGGUGGUGGCAGAGGAAUGGGAGGUGGCUUUGGAGGGGCUGGUGGCUUUGGAGGGGCUGGUGGCUUUGGUGGAGCUGGUGGCUUUGGAGGGGCUGGUGGCUUUGGUGGAGCUGGUGGCUUUGGAGGGGCUGGUGGCUUUGGAGGGCCUGGUGGCUUUGGAGGGCCUGGUGGCUUUGGUGGGCCCGGUGGCUUUGGUCCUGGUGGCUUCCCUGGGGGAAUCCAGGAAGUGACUGUGAACCAGAGCCUCCUGCAGCCCCUCAAUGUGGAGAUCGACCCCCAGAUUGGGCAAGUAAAGACCCAGGAGCGCGAGCAAAUCAAGACUCUCAACAACAAGUUCGCCUCCUUCAUCGACAAGGUGCGGUUCCUGGAGCAGCAGAACAAGGUCCUGGAGACCAAGUGGAACCUGCUCCAGCAGCAGGGCACAAAUUCCAUCACGGGCACCAGCAACCUGGAGCCCCUUUUUGAGACCUACAUCAACAACCAGCGGAGCUACCUGGACAGCAUCCUGGGGGAGAGGGGCCGCCUGGACUCGGAGCUGAGGAAUAUGCAGGACCUGGUGGAGGACUUCAAGAAGAAAUAUGAGGAUGAAAUCAAUAAACGUACAGCUGCUGAGAAUGAAUUUGUGACCCUGAAGAAGGAUGUGGACACUGCCUACAUGAACAAGGUGGAGCUUCAGGCCAAAGUAGAUGCCUUAAUGGAUGAAAUCAACUUCCUGACGACCCUCUAUGACAUGGAGCUGUCCCAGAUGCAGAGCCACGUCAGCGACACCUCCGUGGUCCUGUCCAUGGACAACAACCGCAGCCUGGACCUGGACAGCAUCAUCGCUGAGGUCAAGGCCCAGUAUGAGGACAUCGCCCAGAGGAGCAAGGCGGAGGCCGAGGCCCUGUACCAGACGAAGCUUGGGGAGCUGCAGACCACGGCCGGCAGGCAUGGAGAUGACCUGAAGAACACCAAGAGUGAGAUCUCUGAGCUCAACAGAAUGAUCCAGAGGCUGCGGGCCGAGAUUGAGAAUGUUAAGAAGCAGAACGCCAACCUGCAGGUGGCCAUCACCGAAGCCGAGCAGCGUGGGGAGCUGGCCCUCAAGGAUGCCAAUGCCAAGCUCCAAGAGCUACAGGCCGCCCUGCAGCAGGCCAAAGAUGACCUGGCCCGGCUGCUGAAGGACUACCAGGAGCUGAUGAACGUGAAGCUGGCCCUGGACGUGGAGAUCGCCACCUACCGCAAGCUGCUGGAGGGCGAGGAGUGCAGGAUGUCUGGAGAGUGCCAGAGCGCUGUGAGCAUCUCGGUGGUCAGCGGCGGCGGCGCUGCAGGUGGUUACGGCGGCGGCUACGGCGGCGGCUUCGGCGGCGGCUUCGGCCGGGCAGGCGGCGGAGGCGGCGGAAGCGGCAGCGGCAGCGGCUUCAGCUUCGGCGGCGGCAGCGGCAUCGGCAUUGGCAGCGGCAUUGGCAGCGGCAGCGGCGGCAGCGGUUUCGGCUUCGGCGGCGGCAGCGGCAUCGGAGGCAGCGGCUUCGGCUUCGGAGGCGGCAGCGGCGGCUUCGGCUCCGGAGCUCGCGGCGGGGUCAGUGGCGGAGGCUUCAGCUCGGGCAGCAGCCGGGGCGGCAGCGUCAAGUUCUCCCAGUCUUCGCAGCGCUUCUCCAGAUAAACACCAUGCGCCGCAGCGCCUCGCGCCCCCAGCCCCUGCUCCCCGCCCAUGUCAGCGACAUCCUCAGUGCCACCCCCCACUCCCGACCCCAGCCCACCCUCCCGGGGCCCGCUCUCUGGGGGCUGGAAGACCCGGGGCACUGGAUCCUCCAUCCAGACUCCUGGCCGAGCGCUGCCGUGAGAAUUUCAGGCGCCCUCUCGGGCUCCGGUCUGUGCCUGUGAUUGUCCACGUGUGGCCUCAGCCACCGCCUUCUCCUGCCCUUGGGGUCCCCCCCGCCCCUGGUGGAAUGGUCACCACUGCUGAUGUAUAUAACACAGGGACCCCUCUGCCAACCGUUCUGUCGCCAAUAAAGUGCAUUGUGUUUCA